Molecule: messenger RNA, 1123 nt
Organism: Pisolithus orientalis
Lineage: Eukaryota; Fungi; Basidiomycota; Agaricomycetes; Boletales; Pisolithaceae
Exons: 2
Coding region: 194-844 (216 amino acids)
Source: RefSeq, a predicted model, not a curated record
GCCCGUCGUUCGAUCAGUUAUCACAAGACAUUCAGAAGACAGCACAAUUAAUGGGCGCGUGUACAAACACUAGACGCCUCUGGCGGGUACUUAUACCCCCGCGAUUUUGCAUCGAGUCAUCCCAGCACACUACGUACCUUUCCAUCCAUCCAGAUUCUUGAUUCAUUUCUCUUUACUCUCUUCCCCACAUACCAUGAGUUACGGGUAUUUUACACCAACAGCGUAUGGUCAUGGCUCCGCGACCUCUGUCCGCACCCAAGGUGCCGCCUCCGCAUCACCGGCUCGGGUAUUACCCGGUGCUCCGCGCGUGAAUACCGUGUCACUGCCCCACCCCAACUCCUCACCAUAUUAUAGCCCCACGCACUAUGAUCCACCCACUGGCGCACCAGGGAUUCUGGCUCUAAACCCACUACUUUCGUACUCUGGGAUACCGCCUAUAUACUUUAACGUCCUACAGGACGUGCGAUACAUACGCCUGCGGAACGGCUGCUCGCCUAGCUCCCUCCUGGAGCCAGUUCUAAACCGACCUGUAACGUGUCUAUGUAUCCGCUUUGCCCACUAUCCCUGCUGGUCUAUCGAGGUUUCGAACCCCCGCGGAGUAACUGUUACCGAUGUGCUGGUAAGAAUCCGUGAGGCCCUUCACCGGGGUGUAUCUCCCCAGGAGGCUACGGUUAGUAGCACUGCCUCUGAGUAUUUCAGAGCUAGGACACGCGCUGACCCGCGCGAAUAUGCGCAGGGUGUGAAAAGGGUCGAUCUCCUCGGUCCCAACGUGUUCUUUGCAGGACUGUCGCCUUCGCUGGAUGGCCAAAACCGUUGGGACGUUCACUUUGUCUCGACAGCGUGAACACUCACUUGCCUGCCCUUCCUCUGGCACUCACGUCAAUUUCCGUGAAGCAGUAAUCAACAUUUUACCUGGUCAACCUAUUUCAUCUAUUUGCUCUUGACAUGCUUUGUUACAAGUUGAACACUAUCCCUUCUUCUCUGUAUCGCUCCUGCUUUGUAUUUGUUAUCGUUUCAAGUAUUAGAUCUCUCAGAGACACUGUAUUUUAUGAUUUUGUCUUAGUUUUUGUUCUCGUGAUGACUCCACUGCUGAGUAGAAUCAGAAAUCCACUUUGAUGUCAAG